Messenger RNA from Bufo bufo (common toad), 1072 nucleotides. Its product is annotated as zinc finger protein 615-like. NCBI's taxonomy places the organism in Eukaryota, Metazoa, Chordata, Amphibia, Anura, Bufonidae. The coding region runs from base 68 to 1072 and encodes 334 amino acids. The transcript is spliced from 4 exons. Gene Ontology annotation, biological process: regulation of DNA-templated transcription. The record is from RefSeq and is a predicted model, not a curated record.
CAGGAUCACUGAGCUGCUGAGCGGAGAGGUUCCUAUAAGGUGUCAGGAUGUCGCUGUCUAUUUCUCCAUGGAGGAGUGGGAGUAUUUAGAAGAACACAAGGAUCUGUACAAGGACGUCAUGAUGGAGAAUCCCCAGUCCCUCACGUCACCGGGUAAAGACAGGAUAAUCGAUGCCCAUGGACAUCUCCAUUUAUCUCCCUAUCAUGAAGCAGAAGAUUACAAUUCCACACAAGCUAAUUCAAUAACUCCUAAUGUACCCUCAGUCCUUCACAGUGAAUAUCUAUCUACCGAUACUGCUGAUCACAAGAAACCGUCAUCUAAUCUAUCACUGAUUGGCAGAACAAGAACUAAACAGAAACGUGGUAAAAUAUUUCCAUGUGAGAAAGAGUUAAAAAAGGAAUCUAAUCUUUCUUUGCAUGAGAGAAAUCACAGAGAUAAAAUUUCAUUUUCAUACUCAGAAUGUGGAAAAUCUUCUACCAGUCAAUUCAUUCUAGUUGGACAUCAGAGAAUUCACAUAGGAGAGAAGCCAUAUUCAUGCUCAGAAUGUGGGAAAUGUUUUGCCAAUAACAUAGCUCUUCUUAAUCAUCAGAUUUCACAAUCUUCAGUGGAAUCGUCCUUUCAGGUCUUUGGUGUACUUUAUGAGGAACCUGAUAGGGCGACUGUGGCAAAAUCUCAGUUGAAGUCUCUUACUCAGGGGGACAGACCAGUAGAGGAGUACUGUACCCAAUUCCCCAAGUGGUGUGUUCCCUCUGGCUGGAAUGAGCCAGGACUCAAGUGUCAGUUUAGAUCGGGGCUCUCUGAAAGUCUCAAAGACAUGUUGGUCAGCUAUACCUGUUCUGACACCUUAGAGCAGACUAUGACCCUAGCUGUUAGACUGGACCAACGCAUCAGAGAAAGGCAGCAGGAACAUCUGUUCUUUCCACAGGCGGUUGGCAAACCAGACUCCUUACCUAUAGGAGUUAAGGUGGAAAAUCAUCUUGAAGAACCCAUGCAAUUCGGGAUGACCAGAAGAGAUCAACGACGCCAAAGGCGUACAUGCUUCUACUGUGGAGACUCUGACUACAGGGUAUGA